Molecule: messenger RNA, 1788 nt
Organism: Purpureocillium takamizusanense
Lineage: Eukaryota; Fungi; Ascomycota; Sordariomycetes; Hypocreales; Ophiocordycipitaceae
Product: phosphatidylinositol transfer protein csr1
Exons: 3
Coding region: 1-1788 (595 amino acids)
Source: RefSeq, a predicted model, not a curated record
AUGCAAUCUCAGAACAAGAUUCAGAGGCGGCACUCGCUCCUCAACCCCCGCCUGUCAUGGACAGGUCCGUCGCCGAGGGCGAUGGGCCAGAGGACCCCAACUGGAUACCUGGGCAACUUGACGGACGCCCAAGAGGCAAAGCUGCGCGCUCUGUGGGCCAUCGGCAUCAAAUUCGUCGAAAUCUGCGAGGCCGACGCGGAGCCCAGCGACGCAAAGUCCCUUGAAGAAAAGUAUGUGCCCUUGGCCAAGAAGUCAUCGUCCUUGCCCAAGGGCGAGGGACGGCCCAGCGCCACCCACGAAAAGUACCCGGGACUCGUCCUGGAACUGCUCUCGCUGCUCCCCACGGACGAGCACGACAUACAAAAGUUGGCCAGACAGGCCGUCGACGCCCUGGACCACUGGACGCCGGAAAUGUACCACCUCAUCGUCAUGCGCAUGGUCAAGUGCGAGCACCCGGACGCCCUGGGCCUUCGCUUCCUGCGCGCCUGCAACUGGGACCUCAUCCAGGCCACCAAGAUGAUGGGCAAGGCCAUUUACUGGCGGGCCAUGGAGGCGGCCGUGGACGACGACAUCAUGAAGCGAGGCGAGGCGGGGGCCGCAGAAGACGAGAAGAACGGCUUCGGACUGGCCAGGACCGUCAGCACGGACUUUAUGGACCAGAUCAGGAGCGGCAAGGCCUUCAUUCACGGGACGGACAAGGCGGGACGACCCAUUAGCUACAUCCGGCUGCGAAAACACAGGGCGUCUGACCAGUGCUACCAAAGCCUGGAGAGAUACACGGUAUAUCUCCUGGAGCUGGCUCGCUUGUCUUUACGGGCGCCGAUUGAAACAGGAACAAUCCUCAUUGACAUGGGCGGGUUUGUCACAUCGAAUAUCGACCUGUCCCCUCUCAAGUUCAUCAUCAACUGCGUCCAAAACAACUAUCCAGAGUCGCUUGGGCUCCUUCUCAUACACAAUGCCCCUAUAGGAUUCAAGACAUUGUGGAAGGUAGUCCGCUUCUGGCUGGACCCGGCAGUAGCCUCCAAGGUCCAUUUCACUCGCGGCAAGCGAGGGCUGCUCAAAUACAUCGCGCCUGAUCAACUACUAAAGGAGCUCGGCGGGAACGAAGACUGGGAGUACGAGUACGAGGAGCCGCUACCCGACGAAAACAUCCAGAUGCUAGACACCGAGACGCGUGAUCGAUUGUUCCAGGAGCGACAAGUCCUAGCCCAACGAUUCGAAGACUUAACGCAAGAAUGGGUCAUGAGUGCCCAACAUAGCGACAAGUCGCGGGAGAUCUGCGGUAAACGAGACGCAUUGGCCGAUAAGUUGACGGCAAACUACUGGGCACUGGACCCCUACAUCCGCGCACGAUCAAUCUAUGACCGCCAUGGCUACUUCCGAGGAGCGGCUGGCGCAGAAUGGUAUGCCAGGACCAAGGAGACUACAACGGCAAUUGCCACUACGCCAAUCACGAAUGACAAGAUGACGCCAGGGGAUGAGUCACCAGUUUUGGGAAGGUCAUCACUCUCAGACGGCAUGUCGACCUUGCGCAAAGCUUCGCUGUCAGAUAAUAUGUCGGCCCUGGAAAGGGCAUCCACGUUUGGUGAUACGCCGACAUUGGACAGGUCGUCGACUUCGGAAGACGAGGUGGUCUUCCUGGACGAGGUCCCGAGGGUGGAGAUCGAGAAGGUGCCUGAUAUUGCGAGCGUACAUGUGACCUUUGACCAUGUUAGUAUCAUUGGGGGCGAUGACUCUUCGUAUUACAGUGAUAUUGAUAGGGCGGAACCCUCAAGGUUAUGGGGUUGA